GCUAAAGCACCGGUAAAAACGCAGGGAAAGCUUUCUUGGUCACAGCAAAGACAGGCUCACCGGCCAAUCAAAUUCAACCCGGAAGUGACAGACGGAAAUUGCGUAUUUCCACUGCUGCACCAACGUGCUAACUGUAGAGGAGCCAAAGCGGAGCGCAGUCAUGUGGCCUCUAGUUUGGACAGCGGUACGGACCUAUGCCCCUUAUAUCACCUUUCCUGUGGCCUUCGUAGUGGGAGCAGUGGGCUACCACCUGGAGUGGUUUAUCAGGGGGACCCCUAAACCUCGAGAGCAAAAGGGCAUCCUGGAGCUGAGGGAGGAGAGGAAGCUGCAGGAACAAGAGGGUAUGGACAGCACCCAGGUGCUUAGCCUCAAGGACAAACUGGAGUUCACACCUAGAGCGGCUCUGAACAGGAACCGAUCUGAAAAGAGCUAACCCGUGUUGGUGUGCGAGACUUGUGUUUACCCCUCUCUCAGCAGGAAGACUGGUGGGCGAAGGGGGUGAAGCAAAGGGCCCAUUCUUCCCAUUUACCUCAGCCGUACCCACUCACUACUGCAUCAGUUGCCUGUGUAAACUGAUGCUGAUGUGUCUGCUACUCUAGAUGCCAUAGGGCAAUUAAAAAAAACCACAUUUUAUCGAGUCAAAGCUUUGACCUUCCCGUUGAUGUCGCACACACCUGAUAAUGUAUUGAUUCAUAACUAAAGGAAGACACUACAAUAAAACACCUUCGAUAUGAACCCUCUGGAUUUCCCAGCUUUGAACUGAUGACACGGUUUGAUGGGAAUUAGUUGUAUUUAUAUGUAGUUGUGAUACUGUGACACAACUGUUCUGGUGUCUCUGCUGUUAAAUCACACAAAUGAUGCAAAGAGUCGAAUCAAAAAGUGUUUCUCCCUUCUUUUUUUUUUAAUAUAUAAUUAGAUAUAGAAAUAGAAAGGGAAAGCGGAGGAAGAGGAGAGAGUCAGGUCUUUGUUGUUGCUUUCUUUUUAAUCUCAUGUAACCUUUGAUGGUAUGUCUCAAAAUAAGCCGACAGCGUGGGAGGCCUCGGGAAGUUUGCCCCGCUUUAGUCCUAUUGUUUGAAACAUCUACACAAUACUUUCAUUUUAGAAAGUCUGGACGGUUUGCACAUCUAAAGCUUUAAUUAUGUGUGUUGCUGGAAAACAUAAUCAAUAAAGAACACUUGUGUUUGUAUUCUGUAUAUUGUAAC
Molecule: messenger RNA, 1202 nt
Organism: Cottoperca gobio
Lineage: Eukaryota; Metazoa; Chordata; Actinopteri; Perciformes; Bovichtidae
Gene: smim12
Product: small integral membrane protein 12
Exons: 2
Coding region: 161-433 (90 amino acids)
Source: RefSeq, a predicted model, not a curated record